UGGAUGCUCGGUGCUCACGACGUUUCAGCCGCAGAGAUGUGACCGUGGGCGGGCGUGACAGGCAGCCUUAACCGGGGGGGUUACUGAUUAAUCCAGGUCCGGGGCGACAAGCCUACAUAUAAGACGCGCAUGCCGGCUGCGGAUGACAAGCUCUCCAUUCAGCGCUUCAGCCGGAGCACCGCGGUGUGUCUGAGGUGAAGUCGGGACGAGUCGCCCUGAUCACACACAGGCAUUUCUGAGGGGUUUGUAAUAGUAGCCUGGCUCCACAGACCUUUAAAUACAUCUCAGAAAGUCGCCGAGCACCACGUGGUGUAAAGUGAGCCACAGGCCAGGCUGACUGGACAGAGCUGCUGGGGGACCUUUCAGACUUUCAGAGAAGACUUGGCCAGAAUCAAGGCAAGAAAAAAAAAUCUCCCUCAGACUGAGAAACGUGUGCAGAUCAUCGCUCGCCGGGUGAGACCUCAGCUCUGCCUGCGGUGAGGAGAAACCGUCUGUUCGGACUUUGCUUCUAUUGACUGCCUCGGCUGAAAUGCAUCUUUCUCUCGUUCGUUUGUCUUAAACGACACGACUGUAGUGAAUGGGGAACAUAAUUUGUAUGCUGCCCAAGUUCAGGCAGGAUCUUAAGCAAGCCCGGAGAGGGGUAAUGCACCUGCCUCUUUUGCUCAACCUGUAGUUACGAAGAGUGCCAGGACAGGAGCUGAGGGGCCAGGAGCCGCCUCUAUGGGAUAGAGCAACCGCGCAGAUCAGUCGAAAUCACUCUGGUCAGAAGGAAAGCUGUGAAAGCGCCGUCCAGUCUGUUUCUUCUUUCCGUUUCUUUAUUCUAAACUUUAAACUUCAAGGCUUCCGCAUGGUACUCUGGUCGAAAGAGCAAGACAAACUGUCCACCGACAUGUCCACCGGGACAGAAAUAAUAGAGAUGAAGAAGGAGGGAGCGCCGCCAGCCUACCACCAGUCCAACGGGUCAGUCCAUCCGGUCAUACUGCCCACCGACCCAGAGGAGAGGCAGCCCAACGCCGGAGAGUACGAGCUCACAGAGGUGACCUCCUUCUCGGACCGGCCCGAGCAGGAAAGUGACCGGACCGAAAUGGUGGUUAUUGACUGUCGGGCCAAUGCCAAGGGGCAGAGGGAAGAGGACGCUCUCCUGGAGAACGCCAGCCAAAGCAACGAAAGUGACGACACAAGUACGGACCAAAGCCCGGUGCCACCGGUUCCACUGAAGGAGACGUCCUUCUCCAUCGGACUCCAGGUCGUGUUCCCUUUCCUGCUGGCGGGUUUUGGAACAGUGGCCGCUGGCAUGGUCCUCGACAUAGUUCAACAUUGGAAGGUGUUCUCCGAGGUAAAUGAGGUUUUCAUCCUGGUGCCUGCUCUUCUGGGCCUCAAGGGGAACCUGGAGAUGACGUUGGCCUCUAGACUUUCUACUGCAGCUAAUAUUGGACAGAUGGACACCGCCAAGGAGAUGUGGAAAAUGAUCAUGGGAAACCUUGCGCUAAUUCAGGUUCAGGCCACCGUGGUCGGCUUCCUGGCCUCCAUCGCUGCAGUAAUUUUUGGCUGGAUCCCAGAGGGCCAUUUCAAGAUGGGCCAUGCAGUUCUACUCUGUGCCAGCAGUGUAGCUACAGCCUUCAUAGCCUCCUUGCUCCUAGGGCUUAUCAUGAUUGGAGUGAUUGUGGCUUCCAGAAAGGUUGGCAUUAACCCAGACAACGUGGCCACCCCCAUUGCUGCCAGCCUUGGAGACCUGAUUACCCUGGCCUUGCUGGCUGGCAUAAGCACAGGACUCUACCAGGAGCUGGAUUCUAACGAUUAUGCCAAUCCGCUGGUGUGUGUCUUUUUCAUCGCCCUGACACCCGUCUGGAUCCUGAUUGCCAGACGAAUCCCAUCCACCCGAGAAGUGCUCUACUCGGGGUGGGAGCCUGUCAUCAUCGCCAUGGCGAUCAGCAGUGUUGGGGGACUCAUCCUGGAUAAGACUGUGACCGAUCCCAACUUCGCUGGAAUGGCUGUGUUCACGCCAGUUAUUAACGGCGUGGCCGGCAACCUGGUGGCAGUGCAAGCCAGUCGGAUCUCCACCUACCUGCACAUGAACGGCCUACCCAUCUCAGAGCCCAACCCUGCCCCACAAAAAUGCCCCACACCUUGCAGCACAUUCUUUGGCUCAGGAGUGAAUUCUCGCUCGGCCCGAGUGCUCUUCCUCCUGGUGGCUCCUGGCCACCUGGUCUUCCUGUACACCAUUAAUUCUAUGAGGGCUGGACACACCACUCUCACCUAUGUCUUCAUUGCUUUCUACUUGGCUGCUGCAUUACUCCAGGUGAUGAUCCUGCUGUACCUGGCUGACUGGAUGGUCCAGUGGAUGUGGAAGCGAGGGAUGGACCCUGACAAUUUCUCCAUCCCCUACCUGACCGCCCUGGGUGACCUGCUGGGGACCGGCUUCCUGGCUCUGUGCUUCCAUAUCCUGUGGCUUAUCGGAGACCGAGAUACAGACGUGGGCGAUUGAAACUCUAUCCAAUCAGCUGCGGACUUCGUGCCUCCUCUCUCCAACCAAGACGAGUCUUUUUAUUUAUAAUACCAUGUAGAGUAAUGAUACCUACAUUAUAACGGCUACAAUAGCCACUAUGAUUAUAAUGAUGACUUAUAAUACUAUUGCUAUAGUAUUGGUAUGUAAUGAUUAUUACAUUAUUGCUUAUCUUCUCGUGGGAGAACAGGAAUCCUCAUUUAUUUUUCAAUGGGGAUGUUCAGCCCCCUUAUAUGGUCAGUCAUGUUGGCAGCAAUGGGAAAAAAAAAACGGAAAAAAAAAUGUUUGACUUGAAAUUUUCACAAGCAGCAAAAAAAAGCCGAUACAGAAUGCUCAAUCACCAAGUGCUCUAGUGAUGUAAAUGAAAAAAGCUCUGUAUUCGAGGGCAGGGGGGGAAGUUCUGGCCGACGUGGCUCAGCUCUUCUCGGCUGGAAGCGAUUUAAUGGAAUUUUUCGGACCACAGCAAAAGUGACCUGAGUAGAUAUAGAUAACCUCUCUUGUGCCAGACGUUUAUAGGUCCAUAUUCAUGACUUUAAAAACUAGAGAAACUGCAAUUUUUCAAAAUCUCUUGGCAAAGCGGUGCAGGUUAGCGACGAGCAAACCAAAACAAGGCAAGGAAAGUCCACACAGGUCAUAUCGGUUUUAAGUCUUAAUGCUGGACCUGAAUGCAGAUGUUUUACAGCAUGACAUGAAAGAAUGAUGCAGUAACGGUCAUGCCCACGAUUCUCACAGCAGAGCCUUCAGGUCAGGUCCUGAGUAUCUUCUCUACGAAUAGAGAUGGCAGACAGGAACAUGCUGUUUCAUUGUUUAUCAGUCAAAUCCGUUAAGAUCUCAGUAUGUGCAAUGGGAUUCUUUAGUUGUUUACUUUGAUGGCGAAACACUUAAAAUCUAAAAUAUCAAAAUGUCUGGAUUACGUUUGUAGUGUUCAGUUGCGUUUACAACAGUUUCACUUAAUCUGAUGUUGUCGAGGUCAUGAAGAUUGUAAUGUGCUGUUGGGCCGCUGUUGCGACGUUAGCAGCUGUAGAUCUCCUCCACGGACUGCACAGUUGGGUCUAAAUGAUGGGCUCCUGUACUGUAUGAGUAGUGAAACAAGUACACUAAUUAUGGUCGUCAGCUGGACCUUGUUUUUGAGGCAGGCGAAGCAGAUGAGUGGGUUGAGUUUGGCUCAUACAUAGGCCGCUAUUUUAUCACGUAUGUUACUGUGCGGGUUUCCGAGCAUGUAUAUCAGAACACUUCGCUUCAUGAGACACUCUUUGCAACAAUAAUGAAGUUCCAAGUAAUCGUGCUACGGAGCUUUUAAUGUCGAAAGGGCUAUUUUUGUAAAUGCUGCACCGUUGCAUGGAAUGUGCAUUCUAAAAAAGAAACGCUGCCCAUGAUGGUGGUAGCACUUUACUCUGGGAUGCUGUUCAUAAGGCUACAUGACACCUACAUAAGCAUGUCAUGACAACUGACAUAACCCAACAAAUACUUAUGACGCCAAUAGGCGUCAUUCGCUGUGAAGGUUACGUUUGCCCAUUUAAGUUGGGCAAAGUAGCCUUCAUGACAGGAAGAUGCCUGUUGGAAUAAGCAUUUAUAAACAGUUAUGUAGGGUUAUGUCGGUGUCGUAGUCUUAUGAGCAGCACCCUGCAGUCAAGCGUUACCAGAAUGGCUUUCUCAGAGCUGCUAUAGUGGAUAGGCCCAAAUCUGAUUUGGUGUCACGAAUGACUGGAAUUGACGCUUGUUCUUCAGUGCUCUUUAGCAGAUGUUUUACAAGGAUAAAAAAAAAAAUAAAUAAAUAAAUAAAAAUGGCACAACAACGUGAGCUAACGGAAUGGCUUGCUUAAACAGAAAAGAAAAGAAAAAAAAACUGCUUGUUUAAAAAGAAAAAAAAAGUAAUUCUUACCUCGGUACUAGGCUUUAGGAAAGUAAACCCUUUAACUCGUUUUAAUCACUGGUAUAUACAUGUAAAUGCACACAGUCUGAGUCAAAUAUGACUCCCGCGAGGCUCGGUGUCCUCGUUGUCCUGCCUUAGGCUGCUGUAGCAGAAAGUCCGUCUUUUAUGUUCGACAAUGGGGCCAGCGAAAUGAAUUGUGCAGGGCACAUAACAUUUAAAAAAAAAUUGACAUAAAAUUCCCUUUUUUUUUCCUUCGCUUUCUUCCUUUUUUUUCCCCUCCUAUUAGCCGAGCUUGGGAUACUGUAGAUGUUGGAUCUUUUUCUUUGUUUCGUCUCCGGCGUUUGACUCGUCUCCUACAUUCUACCACAACGUCCGAACAGUCCACUGUGCAAAGCGUACUGUAAUACCAAUCGCCACAAGGGGUCGCUCUUCUGAAAAGAGCUCCCAGUGUACUAACUGCAAUGCACAUGUAUACAAUAUGCCACUAUGAUGCAUUCAACCAUCCUGAACUUGUCUUACUGUGCAAACCUGUGCAGCUUGUUUCUUAAAGUGCAAGUUGUGCCGCCAUCGUCCCGUUACAGCCCUUCGGUUGUGAAUACUUCUUCAGGGGAUGGGAUAUUCUGUUUAUUUAUUUCUAGAGAUGCAUACAAAGCAAAUUGUAUAUAAUAUAUUUAUUCUAUAAAUAUGCUGAAGUUGUUUAUUUUUCAUUUUAUUCAGUGUCUCAGUUUCACAUUGCUUUUUUUUUUGCCUUGGUCCAGUAGAGGUAUUUACUGUAAUUUUGUUUUUUUUAAUUAACACAUCAGAUGUUGGUGCCUAAUACCCUACAGAAACCUCACACUCGAGCUGGUUCAGCAGUACACUGAACAUAGUAUGCCUUAACAACAGCACGGCUGAACACCAAGUAGCUGGUUUGUUUUUUUUUUUGUUUUGUUUUUGUUUUUUGUUUUUUUUUUCCUAUCUUGCUUUUUUUUAUUCAGCAAGUUGUUUUUAAUAUAUUGAUUCGAUUUACAUCAGAUAAGGAAAAACGCAAAACUGAGCUGUUUUGCUGUCAGCAGAGGAAGAAUCACUGGUGCCUGAUCGCGGGUAGAAGAGCAGGAGCGACAGCGAUGGUAGAUCAUAGCUAAGCAAGGCUCUGCGCUGCGUUACACCAUAAAAGUGGCAGUUCAGCAAAGAAUCAGAUCACACGGUUUAAAAUGCAUGUUAUCAGCCAAGACAUGUUUGGUGCCCGAAGGUCAUGUUGUUUUGCACUGGAGCUUCAAGGCUAAUGUAGCUAACAAGUACUGGAAGCACACACCCCCACCAGAUAACACCACCCAGGCUAGCUGCCUCAAACCGUGGUGAAGAGGCCAUAAUCCCAUAACCCCAUUUCCACUGAUUUUAUAAAGCGGCGUUUGAGGUUUUAUGUCAACGUACCGUUCACUCCUCAUGGAGUGUGUGUACAGAAACUAAGCUACACAAACUGCAGCUUAGCCCCGCCCAUAAUUGCUUAGAAUGCCCUGCUCUGUAAUACUAAAAUAUACCAGCCUUGCUUGAAAUGAUACUCUGCUGUAGGCGCGGACAACGUGGCUUCGUACCGAAGUACGAAGACACGUCACAGUAUGCAAAUCGGUCACAACGUUACCGCCCCCUAGUGACGCCCUACUCACACUGCACUCAUAAAUAAGUAAACAUAGGAGCCGAGACUGAGGAGAGAACCAGACUCGCACGCUGAGCUAAAUACCCCUGGUACCACCUCUCGAGGCUGUGAUGUGCCAGCUGUCUGUACCAACUGUAAAUAACCCAGUUAGUCUGAGCUUAGCUUGUAAUAAAGAUGUUGGACUGCUGCUGGUGUUGCAUCCGAUUCAUGUUUCCUUUCACAACUCAGACCCUCAGGCGCGACUCGCUGAACAGAAAUCAACAGCAAGCAGCACUGGAGCUACGGAAAGUGAACCGGUUCAGGGAUGGUUAACAAAUGGACGGUGUAACGUUAAAUGGACUGUCAACUUUUCGUCCGUACAGCCUUUCUCAAUUUUUGCGUUGUUCCAGUUGUGCUUGCCGUCGAUUCCUGUUCAGUAAAAACAGCACCCGAGGUUUGAUUCGUGAAGGGAAACGUGAAUUUGAGGCGGAACUGACUCAGAUGUUACACCAGUGAGUGCCAUGAACAGCUUGCAGAGCAUAAGGAUUUAGGGCCACUUCAGCAAACCCUGGCUGACCGGUGAUGAUGUCAAACUGAAUGAAACUUUAAAGAAAUCCCCCGUUCGGAAUUCAGAGCAUCUAAGAAAUCAGGAUGCGGGUUUGGGAAUGCAAACCUGCUGAACAGAUCAUUAGAAGCGAGCUGUCGUGGUUUAGGGAAUGUUCUACCAUUCGGCCCCUCUGCCGCUUGCUGUUGAUCAUUUUCUGGGGCUCUUUGCUGGCUUGAGUCAGUGGCUCAUACUGUUAAGGCUCAAGACGGCCUGCCUGAUCAGAAACACCCUCCCUCGUUGAAGACGGGGAUGGUAAUGGAGAAAAAGCAUCAACCUCUCAGCUCAAAAGUGCCGUUUGAUUCCGUCUCGCUCCAUAUUUUCUGGUAGCUAACGUACGCAGCUCAAAAAACCCCGGUUUCUCUCGCAGCUCCACCUCCAAACCAUAGAUCAUUGCAGUGCCCCUCCCAUUUUUGAGCAUUUUUCAAAGUUGAGUUGGGGGUGGGGUCAGCUGAACAUGGUGGGGUGUAGUUACUCUUUAAGUAGGCCUACUGAUCUGGUUUUAUGACGUACCGUUAUGUAUAACAGAAGUAUGUUGCGUAGCUAAAAACAUAGAAACUAUCCAAAUUAAUAAAAGCAAAUUUCAGGCCUCACAAUGGGCACUUCUGCACCAAGCAUGUUCGACUACAGGGGAAAACUGUUGAUUUUUUUUUUUUUUUUUUUUUUUUUUUUUUUGCCGAACUAUCACACACACUUCUUCCAAGACGUCCUUUCUUCUAGGUAGGACUCAAAAACACAAAUCCUAAUAGGCCAGGAGUUCAGGCUCUCACCAUGUCUGGAAUCUCUCACUGUGCUUAACAAGGGCUCCUGUUCUGGUUGUGUGAUGUACGCCUCUCACUGAGGCCUGACUGACAUGUAUAAAUGAGUAGUCUUUUCCUGUCUUACUGCUUCCUUCUACCCUUCACCUGCUCCACUCUGCUGCUCAAGAGGGGACUCAACAGAGGUACUUGUAAAAUCGCUGGAAAUAAAGGAAUAUAUUAUUUCGUA
Pygocentrus nattereri (red-bellied piranha) is the source of this 7582-nucleotide messenger RNA. It is a transcript of the gene slc41a1, whose product is annotated as solute carrier family 41 member 1. The transcript is spliced from 11 exons. Gene Ontology annotation, molecular function: monoatomic cation transmembrane transporter activity. NCBI's taxonomy places the organism in Eukaryota, Metazoa, Chordata, Actinopteri, Characiformes, Serrasalmidae. Bases 848 to 2485 code for a protein of 545 amino acids. The record is from RefSeq and is a predicted model, not a curated record. Gene Ontology annotation, biological process: monoatomic cation transport. Gene Ontology annotation, cellular component: plasma membrane.